This is a messenger RNA of Pipra filicauda (Wire-tailed manakin), 1429 nucleotides long. RefSeq names its product zinc finger protein 771-like. Gene Ontology annotation, molecular function: RNA polymerase II transcription regulatory region sequence-specific DNA binding; DNA-binding transcription factor activity, RNA polymerase II-specific. The record is from RefSeq and is a predicted model, not a curated record. Gene Ontology annotation, biological process: regulation of transcription by RNA polymerase II. The coding region runs from base 1 to 1416 and encodes 471 amino acids. The transcript is spliced from 4 exons. Lineage: Eukaryota; Metazoa; Chordata; Aves; Passeriformes; Pipridae. Gene Ontology annotation, cellular component: nucleus.
AUGGGGAGACCCACCCCCUCACCAGGGAAAAACCCUCGAGGUGCCAGAGGGUCUCCUGGUGGUCCCAGAGGUUCAGGGGGGGGUCCCGGGGUGGGUCCUGGAGGGGCUCCUGGGAAUGCUGGUGGUCCCGGAGUGGCUCCCGGUUGUCCCAGAGGUCCCGGGGGGCAUCCUGGUGGUCCCGAGGGCGCUCCCGGUGGUCCCAGGGUGGGUGCUGGCGAUGCCAGAGGGUGUCCUGGUGGUCCCAAGCGCGGCCCCAGGGGCAAUCCCGGCGCUCCCGGGGUGGAUCCUCGUUAUCCCGGAGGGGCCAAGGGGAAUCCCGGGGGGUCUCCCGGUGGCUCUGGCGGCGCCGGGACCGAACUGCUCCGCCUGCGGUUCCGCCAAUUCCGGUACCAGGAGGCGUCGGGGCCGCGGGACGUUUGGGAAAAGCUGCGGGAAUUGUCCCGGGGGUGGCUCCGGCCCGAGGUCCGCACCAAGGAGCAGAUCAUGGAGCUGCUGGUGCUCGAGCAGUUCCUGAGCAUCCUCCCCGAGCACAUCCAGAGCUGGGUGUGGGUCCGGCACCCCCAGAACUGCGCCCAGGCCGUGGCGCUGGCCGAGAGAUUCCAGCCGGGAACGGCGGAGAGCGCCGGGAUCUGGGAGGAGCAGGUGACCGUGCGGGUGAAGGUGGAGGAGGUGCCCCCCGAGGACCUGGAGGACCCCGAGGCUUUGGGGGUCCCCCCCAGCCCCCCUUUGGAGGAGGAGGAGGACUUUGGGGCCGAGGGGGAGGAGCCACAGGAAGGAGCUCCCCCCACGUCUCCUCCUCCACCCCAAGCCCCCCCUCCAGCCCCCCCCCAGGACCUCCCGGCGCCCCGGAGAGGCUCCGAGCGGCGCCGAGCCCGCCGGGACCCCCCCCCGGAGCGUCCCCACCCCUGCCCCGAGUGCGGGAAGACCUUCGGGCGCCUGACCCACCUGCGGACCCACCUGCGGACGCACACGGGGGCGAAGCCCUUCGGCUGCGGCGCCUGCGGGAAGCGCUUCGGCCACUUGUCCACGCUGACCACGCACCGGCGCCUGCACACCGGGGAGCGGCCCUACGGCUGCUCCGCCUGCGGCAAGAGCUUCACCAACCCCUCGGACCUGGGCAAGCACCGGCGCUCGCACACCGGGGAGCGGCCCUACCCCUGCCCGGCCUGCGGGAAGCGCUUCAGCCAGCAGUCCAACCUGGCCAUGCACCGGCGCAGCCACACGCAGGAGCGGCCCUACCCCUGCGCGCUCUGCGGGAAGAGCUUCAAGUACCUGGCGGACCUGACGGUGCACGGCAGGUCCCACACCGGGGAGCGGCCCUUCCCCUGCCCGGCCUGCGGGAAGAGCUUCAGCAACAAGUCGUCGCUGGCGCGGCACGGCCGGAUCCACGCCCGGGCGGCCGCCAGGGACAAGUGAGGGGGGCGGGAGG